Messenger RNA from Cyanidioschyzon merolae strain 10D, 2577 nucleotides. Its product is annotated as similar to DNA binding protein, dead ringer. Gene Ontology annotation, molecular function: nucleosome binding; DNA binding. Gene Ontology annotation, cellular component: brahma complex; SWI/SNF complex; nucleoplasm. The record is from RefSeq and is a predicted model, not a curated record. Lineage: Eukaryota; Rhodophyta; Bangiophyceae; Cyanidiales; Cyanidiaceae. Gene Ontology annotation, biological process: regulation of transcription by RNA polymerase II; chromatin remodeling; positive regulation of DNA-templated transcription. Bases 1 to 2577 code for a protein of 858 amino acids. The transcript has a single exon.
AUGCCGCCACGGCAACGACGUAAGCGCAUGUUCCCGGUAGCGCCGAUUCGGUGCCGCAGGUCUGUCUUGGUGCCUGCUGGUGCACUGGUCUCGCAGGCGCUUGUGUCUGCCGACGCGGGCUGCAGGCGACACCUCAACGCCUGGAGAGGCAUCGUUGUAGCGGUGAUCAACGACUACUCGUGGCUCGCAAUAACGCGCAGCGUGUCCACUCUGGUUCGAAUGCAAUACCAGUACGACCUGGGGGGUUUCACGCGAGCGGAGCUGGAUGCCUAUGUUCGCGACGUGGGGAGGCGGUUCGUUUCUCAAGAGAUGCAGCGGAAGCAGGCCAGCGGAAAGCUGGACCCGGCUGCAACGCCUGAGGAUAACUGGUACGCUGACCUCUGGGCCUAUCUCGCCGAGAACAAUCUUCCGCGGGGAAAGUUACCCACGCUGGGCGGUGCCCCACUCGAUCUCUACAAACUUUUCGUGCUGAUUAUCCAGCGGGGCGGCUUGCAGAAGACGAUCGACGCACGAGACUUUAAAAACGUUGCCAAGGAGUUGGCGCUACCACCGACCUGCACAGCAGCAGCUUUCGCGCUGCGGCAGGCAUACGAGCGUUUGGCCUACGUCUACGAACAAAAGUUCCUUUUUAAUCGGGAGCCGCAUGAAGCGCCGCCAAUCCGCCAAGCAGUCAAGUCGAGUAUGAGCUUUGUCCCACGACCCGGUGGCUCGGACGGCGCAACCCCGGAGGACAGUGUCUCUCGAAUCGCAUUUCGAGGCUUUGAGGGCGAGCAGGCUACCUCUCGCAGCUUGGUGCGUUUUGGUGGAGACGGACUGGUGUCGGGAUCUCACGGAAACGCUACAUCUGGUAGUGCAGCGGGCGCACCGUUGACUGCACCUCCAACGGGACAGCAGCACACCGUACGCGUGUCGAAACAGGUGCUACGAGAUGCACUCAUGGGCGCCGGGGGCCUCCUGCUGCCGUUCAGUGGUGUCAGUGUCCCGUACCGUGAACGGAUCAAGCAAGAGGUGGCCGCAACCGAGUCGCCAAAGCGGCGACGCUCGGCACUGCGUGGAAACGGCCGAUCCGUGGGGUCGCAACGAGGCCACUGGAAGGAGCGCGCACCGCCCUGGUUGCCAUAUUUUGCGGAGAAUCUGAACAGCGAACGGGAGAAGCUCGUACUGAGCUUGCAGAGCGGUGUACGCGAGGAAGUUCGGUGGGCGCUGACAACGUUGAACGCGCUCUGCUCAGGAGCACCAGCGGGAACGAGCGUCUCCAUCGGCGGGCGCUCUACAUCAGGCCGACUGGAAUUACGCUGCGCGCUCUACCCAGGCCUGUUGGACGCCUUAAAUGAUUUGCUGGACGCAUAUCUGGAGGAUCUCGAACGAAGGCGGCAGUGGAGUUUGUCGAUGCCCCAGGAGCUGCGCGAAUGUCGUGGCGCACAUCUGGCGGAUUUGUCGGCAUCGGCGUUGGAAACUUUGGAGCCAGGUGCCGGCAAUAACGAGCGCGCUCUAGACACGCCUGAAUCCAGUUUGCAAGGAUAUCGUGCAGGCCUCAUGAACUGUCGCGACACAAUUGCCAAGGAACGAGCGCAAUACAGUCUACUGGUAACCAAUGCGCUGCGCAACAUGAGCUUUACAACAGGGAAUGAGAUUGCUUUGGCGACGCAUCCAGCAUUGCGCUCGACAACGCUGCGCUUGCUCCGUCAUCCGGACACACAGCCAGCAUGCGUGGACGACUUGCUAGAUAUGUGGCUGAACAUCGCCUCAUCAGUAACGCUAGUUUCGCGAACCGACUGGGCCAACGCUGCUGGUAGUGGCGUUGCUGACAUGAAUACACUUCGAACGAAUGCCGAGCACGCAGCGUCGGUCAUUGUGAACGGAGUCGAUGAAACUAGCAGGCCUGCAGCGCAGGUAGACGCUCCAGCGCCUAGCUCAGGUUGGCGCGAAAGCAAUACCGUUCGGAGAGGCCUCGCGGUCACCGGUGACGCCCACAGCGCGCACUCGUCUCGAGUCGACGCCCUGGACACGAUCAUCGACUGGCUGGAUGCCACACAUCCGAAUGCUUCUGUGCAGCGCCUGUGCAAGGCUGCGGAGAUUGUGGCCCAGUUUGCGACUCGCUUGGAGAAUGAGACAAUUAUGAUUACCCGCUUUCCCGUUCUGCUACCGCGGCUCGUAGAUAUGGUUGCACCAGGCACAGGUACCCAUCUUGCAAGCGUCCAGCUCAGCAUGGCCGCACUGGACGCCCUAGCGAGCCUCUCGGCAUUCGAAUGGCAGGCACGCGAGCGUAUUGCGCGCACACCGCGCCUGGUGCCUACCCUCGUCAGAGUUGUUGCGGCAGCGGUUGCACAACAAGAACCAGAGCUGCUACAUCGUGCUGGGGUGCCGUCCCCCAGCGAAACAUCACCCCGAGUCACUGCAACGAUCGGUGCAUCGCUAUCCGCUCGAGCAGCGCUGGUAUUGCUGAAUCUGGCAGAGAACCCUCAUAAUCGCCGGCUGUUAUUGCCCUAUGAAUUAGUUUUGGUGUAUGGGGCCAUGACGGACAAGGUCGCAGGCACUGCGCUGGCGUCGGUGCUUCAUGAGCUGGUCGCUGACUAG